Mangifera indica (mango) is the source of this 1899-nucleotide messenger RNA. Its product is annotated as DEAD-box ATP-dependent RNA helicase 15-like. The coding region runs from base 163 to 1482 and encodes 439 amino acids. Gene Ontology annotation, molecular function: RNA binding; RNA helicase activity; ATP binding. The transcript has 12 exons. NCBI's taxonomy places the organism in Eukaryota, Viridiplantae, Streptophyta, Magnoliopsida, Sapindales, Anacardiaceae. The record is from RefSeq and is a predicted model, not a curated record.
CAAUCUUUAACCCUAAUCUCUCUUUCUUCAGCCUCUUCACUCAUAGAUAUUUUCCUUUUCUUUUUUGGCUAAUUUUUUUUCCUUUGCAGCAGCCUCUCAAAAUUUCCCUCUCCCCAAACCCUAACCCUAAAACCUCAAACCAUCUCUUAACAGAUUAGCAGGAUGGGAGAGACUAGGGACAACGAGUACGAGGAUGAGCUUCUCGACUAUGAAGAAGAGGAUGCCCAAGCUCCCGACUCUGUGGCUACAAAAGCCAAUGGCGAAGCCGCCAAGAAGGGCUAUGUAGGAAUUCACAGUUCAGGAUUCAGGGACUUCCUAUUGAAGCCAGAGCUUCUUCGAGCAAUCGUGGACUCUGGAUUUGAGCAUCCGUCAGAAGGUUCCUUCGAUACGAUUUUCUUUGGUUCUUCAUCAGUGCAACAUGAAUGUAUACCCCAAGCUAUUCUGGGCAUGGAUGUGAUUUGCCAAGCUAAAUCUGGGAUGGGGAAGACUGCUGUUUUUGUUCUGUCAACUUUACAGCAAACUGAACCAAACCCGGGUCAAGUUACUGCACUUGUUUUAUGUCAUACUAGAGAGUUAGCUUAUCAGAUCUGCCAUGAGUUUGAAAGGUUCAGUACUUACCUGCUUGAUAUCAAGGUUGCUGUCUUUUAUGGUGGUGUUAAUAUCAAAAGUCACAAAGAUUUGCUGAAAAAUGAAUGUCCUCAAAUUGUUGUUGGCACACCAGGAAGAAUAUUGGCUCUCGCAAGAGAUAAAGACCUCUCAUUGAAGAAUGUGAGGCAUUUUAUCCUUGAUGAAUGUGACAAGAUGCUUGAAUCACUUGAUAUGAGAAGAGAUGUGCAGGAAAUAUUCAAGAUGACUCCUCAUGAUAAGCAAGUUAUGAUGUUUUCAGCUACACUCAGCAAAGAAAUCCGUCCGGUCUGCAAGAAAUUUAUGCAAGAUCCUAUGGAAAUAUAUGUUGACGACGAGGCCAAGUUGACUCUUCAUGGUCUUGUACAACACUACAUCAAAUUGAGUGAGCUGGAGAAGAAUCGGAAGCUGAAUGACCUCCUUGACGCUUUGGACUUUAAUCAAGUAGUUAUAUUUGUCAAAAGUGUAAGCAGGGCUGCAGAGUUGAACAAGUUACUUGUUGAAUGUAAUUUUCCCUCUAUAUGCAUUCAUUCUGGCAUGUCCCAGGAGGAAAGGUUGACGCGUUACAAGGGUUUCAAGGAGGGGAAUAAGAGGAUUCUUGUGGCCACAGAUUUGGUUGGAAGAGGAAUUGACAUUGAGCGAGUUAAUAUUGUCAUCAAUUAUGACAUGCCGGAUUCUGCUGAUACGUAUCUUCACAGGGUUGGUAGAGCUGGUAGGUUUGGCACUAAGGGUCUUGCGAUCACUUUUGUCUCCUCUGCAUCUGAUUCGGAUAUUCUUAAUCAGGUUCAAGCUAGGUUUGAGGUGGAUAUAAAGGAACUUCCGGAGCAGAUUGAUACAUCUACAUACAUGCCAUCAUGAUGGAAUGGAGGGAGUGCUUUUGAAAUUAAAUUUGGAUGUGGGGUGCUGCAGGACCUGUACAACGGUUGACGUAUGUGGCCUUGGAGAGACCUAGUCAGAUAGACUCUUAUUCUCUGUCAUUUUAUACUUCUUAGAGUUACAUCUAAGACCACGAUUCUGCUGCUUUUGGGAAUUUUAACCUACUACUACUAGUACCUUUUUUCUUCAUUGUAUUAAACUGCUUAUGAACUUGUGGUGUUAAUUUGGUGUUGCAGAUUAGAUUCUUAGACAAAAUUCAGAGGUGAUAUUUUGUGUUUUAAUUUAUUAUGUUGGGCUUAUUAGGUGUGCAUAUUAUUGUUGGUUUAUCGAUACCUGAAUGGAGUUGUAGUUGUGGAUGGAUGGUUUCUAAUUUAUACGAAAAUGUCAGAUUUAACUAAA